AUGCUGGAUGAAAAUAGUAGAUUGCUUGGUGGUAGUACCAUAAGAUAUGAUCUGCCAUCCGGAAGAUCAUUAAUUGCCCGAACAUAUAACAGACCACCAUUGCUUUCAGUUCCUUCAAAUCAAUCACUUCGAAGUAUAAUGAGUUCAGCAAGUGGGACCGAAUUUGAUUCCUAUCACAAGCAUCAACACAAUAAUGAUACACUCUCGAUUCUUGAUUUUGAUUUAUAUAAGAAAUUAAACGAAGAUGGUGAGCCGCAUGAUCAUCAAAAGAGAAAAUUUGACCUAUAUGCAUAUUUGGCAUAUUAUAUCCCGAUUCUUAACUGGUUACCUAAAUAUUCACCCAAGACGGCCCUAAUUGGAGACGCAUUGGCUGGAUUAUCCCUUGCUUCAUUCCAGAUCCCAUUAGUUAUGUCAAUUGCAAGCUCAUUGGCUCAUUUACCUCCCAUUUGUGGUCUUUAUGGUAUGAUUAUCGGGUCGAGUAUCUACGCUAUCUUUGGAUCAGUCCCUAUUUUAAUCGUUGGACCAUCACCAUCGACUGCGAUUAUUUAUGGACAAGUUAUAGAAUUAAUUCAUCAUGAACUGAAAUUUUCUGAUUUAUCAGCAUUGGAAAUUUCAUCAUUUUUGACAUUUAGUUUAAGUGGGGUUUUGUUAGCAUGUGGGAUUUGUAGAAUGGGAUAUUUGGAUAAUGUCCUAAGUCGAGCAUUAUUAAAGGGGUUUGUGGCUGCAAUGGGGGUGAUUAUGAUUAUAAAUCAAUUUAGUACUGAGAUGGGGUUGGAAGAAUUGAGUAUGAAGCAACCACAUAUAACGACCGUUGAUAAGUUGAUUUUUGCAUUUAAAAAUUAUGAUAAAGCACAUAAAUUAACUACCACGAUUGCGGUGGUGAUAUUGGGGAUAGUUUUGUCUAUACGGUCCUUGAAGAAUGCAUUAUAUAAUAAAUAUAAAUGGAGACUGGCAAUCUAUUUCCCGGAAUUAUUAUUAAUGGUUAGUUUUGGAACUUUUUUAAGCUGGUGUUAUGGAUGGCAUACUGAAGGUGGAGUUAAAAUUGUUGGAGAUAUAAAGCUUCCACAUUCAUCCUUUGGUUUACAAAACCCUUUUCAAUGGUCGAGAAUAAACGUAUAUAAACAUACAUUCACCACAUCAUUUUUAUGCACAAUCUUAGGAUAUUUCGAUUCAACAACAGCAGUCAAAGCACUAGGAGCAAAAUACAACUACAAUGUAAGUUCGAAUCGUGAAUUAGUAGCGCUCGGAAUAAUCAACUUUAUAAUUGGAUUAUUCAGUGGAUUACCGUCAUUUGGUGCCCUUGGAAGAUCAAAGAUCAACAUUCUUGCCGGAGCUACAACGCCAAUGGCUGGUAUCAUUAUGAGUGUUGUAAGUGUAUUCACAGUACUUUAUUUAUUACAAUUUAUUUAUUAUCUUCCAGAAUGUGUUUUGGCAUUGACUACUACAAUAGUCGGUAUAACUGUGUUACAAGAGGUUCCUGCAGAUUUAAGUUUCUUCUGGAGUAUUGGAGGAUAUGAUGAGAUGUUUACGUUUUUGAUGAUAUUUAGCGGAGCUAUUCUUUGGAGUGCAGAAGCUGGGGUUACAUUAGGUGUACUUGUCGCAGUGGCAAGGGUGAUUAAACACAGCACGAGAUCUAGAAUACAAAUAUUGGGCAGGAUUCCCAAUACUGCUGUUUUUAGGGAUGCAGACGCAUUAAUUGAAGAGAGCUUUACUACUUUCCAAAGAGAAGACACCUUGGAAAAUUCAGAAGAAGAGGAAGAAGAUGAUGACUAUGGCGACGGUCUUCGUAGUCUUCCUCAUACCCGGAUCGAGCAUAAACUUUCGAAUUUGAUUGCUGAGAUUGAAGAUAUUGAAGGCGUAUUGAUAAUCAAGAUUCCAGAACCAUUAAACUUUGCCAAUGUCGGUGAUUUGAAGAAUAAAUUAGCUAGGAUUGAAAGAUAUGGAUCGUUAUUAAUCCAUCCUUCACAACCUAGAACCCGUGAUUAUAAAUCUAUCAAAUUUAUAAUAAUAGAUUGUAAAGGAAUGAAUGCUAUAGAUUCUUCAGCAACUCAAGUAUUAUAUGAAAUUAUCAAGAGAUAUAUUGAAGAAGAUCAGAUCCCAGUAUGUUUUGCCAGAAUGUCAACUAAUAAAGCCUGUCGCCAAAAACUCAAAACAUCAGGUAUUGCUCAAUUGAUCAAUAAGUCCUACCACUCAUAUUCUUCAAGGAGUAGCAGAAACGCUUCUUCUACUGACUUAGCAUGGUCUGCCUCUGGAUUAGGAGAUGGGUUCUUCUUGAGCAUUGAUGAAGCAUUGAAGACCAUUGGAAUACAUAAUGUAUAG
Hemisphaericaspora subhashii is the source of this 2319-nucleotide messenger RNA. RefSeq names its product SLC26/SulP family anion transporter. Gene Ontology annotation, biological process: transmembrane transport. Bases 1 to 2319 code for a protein of 772 amino acids. Gene Ontology annotation, cellular component: membrane. The transcript has a single exon. The record is from RefSeq and is a predicted model, not a curated record. NCBI's taxonomy places the organism in Eukaryota, Fungi, Ascomycota, Pichiomycetes, Serinales, Debaryomycetaceae. Gene Ontology annotation, molecular function: sulfate transmembrane transporter activity.